UGCUGUAUACGUCAUCACGCAGCGUCUGUAGACAAACGGCAUGCUAGCUGAAAUUAUCUGGUUAUAAAUAUUCCGCUUUUUUCGAUCAAAAAUGCCACCGACAGACAACAAAAGGAAGAAUAAGAACUUUAAAUUAAAAGAUGGCAGUUUGAGGAAAACAAAAAACAUGGCGGCUAACGUUAAAAAAAAGAGGAAAUGGAUCCCCGAGCACAAACUGUUUCAGGGCAGCGUUAAGGAAGGUCAAGGUUUUGCUUUCCAGAGAAAGCAGAAAGUCCAACACGAGUACAACAAACUGAUGCGAAAGGAGAGGAAGAGGAACCCUGAGUCCAAAGUGCUUUACAAAGAUGAGUAUCCAGAACACCUCAAGCAUCUGUACAUGGCAGAGGCAGAGACACUGAGCAAAAAAGCCUGGGAGAACAGAGUGAACAGGAGUAAGCUGAGAAUGAAGAAGCAGGGGAAAGAGAUGGAUGAAGACGAAGCUGUCGCAGAUGAAGAUGUGACUGGUGAAUCUGAGCUGGUAGAUUCUGCAUCUGGCAACCCUGAACCAUCAACAACCUCGGAGAAAGAAAGUCUUCCAGUAAGCAACCGCAUGAAGAAGAAAAUGCAGAAGAAGACAUCGUACCAGAAGACAAAGGAGGAAUUUGAGAGUAUCCGAGAAAAACGGAAAAAGAAGAAAGAGGAAUACCUGAAGAACCAGCAGCAGAGAGAAGAAGCCAUCCAGAGGUACAAACAGAAAAAGAUGGAGACAUUCCAGAUGCUGAGCAAAAAGACCAAGAAAGGACAGCCUAACCUGAACCUCCAAAUGGAGUAUUUACUUCAGAAGAUCCAAGGGACUAACAAGUGACUUCUGAAUCUGAACUAGUCAAAGUGACUGAGUUUGCUUUUUAAAACCUGAAUUUGGGGGUGUGGUUUCGCAUCCUGAGACACGGGAACUUUGCUGUUGUUGACUGAUCAGAACAUUCAUUUCUUCUAAUUUUGCAGUGUUGAAGAUUUUACUGCAGCUCAUUUAGUUUUCAAACCACAAGAUGGCAUUGUAAGAUAUGAAAAUAUGUGCAGGUCUUAUUAAUAAAUUGAUUAUUUUCAAUGGA
Molecule: messenger RNA, 1088 nt
Organism: Melanotaenia boesemani (Boeseman's rainbowfish)
Lineage: Eukaryota; Metazoa; Chordata; Actinopteri; Atheriniformes; Melanotaeniidae
Gene: ccdc59
Product: coiled-coil domain containing 59
Exons: 4
Coding region: 92-844 (250 amino acids)
Cellular component (GO): nucleus
Source: RefSeq, a predicted model, not a curated record